AAAAAAAAAAGCGUCUCUCCUACUGAAUUACUCCUGCCGUCAAACAUUGACGGAAGACAUGGAUACCGAAACUCUUGCCCCGCCGGCCCAGAACUCCGAUGACGGCGUCGAUUCUAAGGGGGUCAACAACGGCGACUUGAAAUCGAAACGCGGGAGAGAAGAAGACGGCGAAGGAAGCGACAAGGCAUCCAAGAAACAGAUGGUGGAGAAGUCUGUGGAGGAAGAAAGCAUAGAGAAUAAGAAGUCGGAGCCCUCCGAGUCGGGUCGGGUCCGUCUGGGCCCGAAGGAGUUCGGAUCGUCUGUGGAGAUGUUUGAUUACUUUUACAAUCUCCUUCACUAUUGGCCUACUCAAUUCAACCUUAACAAGUAUGAACACAGGGUGAUGCUGGAAUUGCUUAAGAAAGGUCACGAAGAGUCUGAUAAAAAAAUUGGUGGAGGGAUCAAAGCAUUUCAAAUCCGGAUCCAUCCGGUGUGGAAAAGUAAAUGUUUCUUUGCCAUUAGGGAGGAUGAAACCGUCGAAGAUUUCAGCUUUAGGAAGUGCGUUGAUCAUAUACUUCCCUUGCCGGACGAGAUGAAGAAACCCAAUGCAAACAGGGCAUCGGGUGGUGGACGUAGUGGAACAGGCGGUGCGCGAGGCCGCGGUGGUAAGUCGAGAAAGUAAGCCACUCGUUCUUGGAUGGGAGUUUGAAUCUGUAUCCGAAUCUGUUCUAGCUAGGUUCCUGAAUUACUUUAUACAGAUUUUGAAUGGUGAUUUAACGAUCAAAUGCUGCCGUGUACUGUGUCUUUGUUUAGCGUUGUUUGUUCUUGCCAAAGAUUAAAAGAAAGUUGAAUUUAGCAUUCAUUUGAUAUUGU
Messenger RNA from Hibiscus syriacus, 852 nucleotides. RefSeq names its product protein EMBRYO DEFECTIVE 514-like. The transcript is spliced from 2 exons. Gene Ontology annotation, biological process: chloroplast rRNA processing; chloroplast organization. Bases 59 to 661 code for a protein of 200 amino acids. The record is from RefSeq and is a predicted model, not a curated record. Gene Ontology annotation, cellular component: chloroplast. NCBI's taxonomy places the organism in Eukaryota, Viridiplantae, Streptophyta, Magnoliopsida, Malvales, Malvaceae.